Hemibagrus wyckioides is the source of this 3048-nucleotide messenger RNA. RefSeq names its product CD180 molecule (gene cd180). Lineage: Eukaryota; Metazoa; Chordata; Actinopteri; Siluriformes; Bagridae. Gene Ontology annotation, cellular component: extracellular matrix. The transcript is spliced from 5 exons. The record is from RefSeq and is a predicted model, not a curated record. Gene Ontology annotation, molecular function: protein binding. Bases 305 to 2293 code for a protein of 662 amino acids.
GCAGAAGAUGAAGAUGGAAUGUGAGGUUGAGACUCUGCUCUAUGCUCACAGGAGGACGAGGGGACAGAGACGAUGCCAUACUGCCCCCUGUUGGUGGUCAGGUCUACUGCAGAGUGAGACGGAGGUUCUCUGAACACUUGGACCAGCUGAUAUCACGGUCAGAGGGAGUGGACAGUCCAGACCCUGGCAGCAAGCCGUCCACUGAUCAGCCAUCUGACCUCCCCAAGAGUAGAGAGCAGUAUACCAAUCAUCCACUAGUGCUCUGUCUCUCAUGAUUCUUGCAGUUAUCAGUCUCUGAAGCAGGAUGGAGCGAGCGUUAUUCAUCUGCAUGGGGAUCGGAGUUUACUGCGUGUUCUGUACUGAGAUGACUCCAUGGAUGAAGAAGCAAUGCAUGAAGACUGCUGACAGUUCAGACUGCAGUGGUUUGGAUCUGCAGUUUAUACCAGAAUACAUCCCAGACUCCAUUAAAACUCUGGAUUUCAGCUUCAACUACCUCCCGACACUAUACAACUCAACCUUCCCAAGACUGAGGAGUCUGGUUUCACUGGAUUUAACAAGAUGCAGCAUCAGUUUCAUAUAUGAGGACGUCUUUCAGUACCAGUUCGACCUCGAGACUCUUUAUUUGGUAGCAAACCCACUGAACUUUAUAUCAGACAGAGCUUUCUCAGGACCUCUGGCCCUAAAAUACCUCGGCCUGGCUGAGUCAGUGAUACGCAACCUCCAGGAGAUCCCGAUUGCUCAUCUUGAAUUCUUGGAGACUUUGGAUCUUAGAGGAAGCGACAUUCAGAACUUAGAUGGUCUGGAAAAUCUUCCGCUGCAACAGAUGAAGAGGCUUCUUCUAGAUAUGAAUGGGAUCGAGAAGAUAAAUACAGCUGACAUUGAGAAACUUCAGAGAACAAGCAGGUUGGAGAUCAGCUUCAAGGGAAACAACCUCAUUGACGUCGAAGCGAAGGCUUUUCAGAACUUGGACGUGGACAUCUUGGAUUUAAGUGGCUGCGUCAACAAAAUGGACAUGUCUGUAGUGCUGAAGGGGUUAGAGGGAGUGAAAACCAACAAGCUUUACUUAGGGGUCUACGAGGACAGCAGCAAGAGCUACAUCACUGACCUUCAGUCUUUCUGUAACAUCUCAGCGGUUGAGGUUAACUUUCAGCUGCAACAUUUCCAAAGCCUCACAAACAUGAGCUUUAGCUGUUUCUCAAGAGUUCAGAAGUUAGAUUUCACCCGAGCUCACCUUUCAGCACUUCCAUCCAGCUCGUCCAACAUGUCCAUGCUGUCUCACCUGGUACUGGAUGAAAAUUUUUUUACUGACAUGUGCCAAAUUAAUGCGGGAAACUUCCCCAUGUUGACGAGUUUAUCCGUGAGUGGAAACGUAAAAGUUCUCAGCUUUAAAGAAAACUGUUUGGAACCUCUGUCCCAUCUGAAGGAGCUACAACUUAGCCAUAGUGGCAUCACUACUGGAGAUUCUUGCUGUAACAAACAACUGACUGGUCUCACAGAGCUAAAAUUCCUAAAUCUCAGCUAUAAUGCACGCAUGAAGUGGGAGCCACUGCCGUUUAACGCCACUCCAAACCUACUGCAUCUCGACCUCGCUCACACCAAAUACGUCCUCAACAACAGCUCACCUUUUACCAGUCUAGAACGUCUUCAAGUUCUUAAUAUUUCAUUCGCAAACUUGAGCCUGCUGGAGCAUGUUCAUAUCCUAAAAGGCCUUAGCCAGCUACGAGUGCUAAAUCUACAAGGGAAUACUAUAAAAGAUGGAGUUCUUGCAAAAACAAACAUCUUCGAUGAAGUUCCUCUACUGGAGAACCUGGUUCUCUCUUCGUGUGGCAUCACAGAAAUCGCUGAAAACGUCUUUAAAGAUCUUCUUCAUCUUAAAACUGUAGACCUCAGCGAAAACCAGCUCGUUAGACUCGGCUUUGUCGAUUUCUACUCGCUGAUCGAGAUCCAGCUGAACUUUGCCGGAAAUAAAAUUACCCUCGUGGACGUUAGAACCGUUAAAGACUUCGGGUCUAACAGUCGUGUGGAUCUGAGCUCUAACCCUUUGGCCUGCAACUGCACUAAUUAUCAGUUUAUCAUGUGGGUUAAAGACAACAUUAGCAAAAUGAAACACAUCGAAAAGACAUUGUGCGAUGCUACAAACGAGAAGAUUAUAGACGUGGAUCUGCAUUGUGUCUUUUCAAACGGAAAAUUAGGGCUGGGCCUCGGGAUUGCAGCAGUGAUCACGAUUCUGAUAGCUCUGUUAUAUUUUGGGUAUAAAAUGCACACAAGAUACAGAGCCUACUCAAGACUGUAGGAGUAAUAUGGUGUCAAACAGUCUGUCGUAGUGUUAGAACACUGACGCAAAUUUUAUUGCAAUAUAUAAAUAUAAAUUGCUAAUUCCCAGUCAACACUGUUUUUAAUUCAAUUAAAUAGUACUGAGAUUUCCAUUAGCUAGCCUAUAGCACCUGUUUUUAGUGAAACGAUGCUCAUUUAUAUUAGCUAGCUUGCUAGUGACUCGUUUCAAUUAAAUUCUACAUAGAUUAACAUGUAUUAGUUUGCUAGGACCUGGUUUUAAUGAAUUUAAAUGGUAGUGUUACAAUAGCUAUCUUGUUCAUUUUUAUUAGUUAAAUGAUGGCUAGACUUAAAUUAACUAGUUUGCUAGUACCUGUUUUUAGCAAAAUUAUACUUAGUUAUAUUUGCUAGCUUGCUAGUGACAUGAUUUUAAUUGUAACGCUAAUUAAAUUCAUUAACUUGCUACUGCCCAUUUUUAGGGAAAUGAUAAUUUUAAAAAAAUAAUAAUAAAAAAAAAAUUAAAUUAAAAAUAAAUAAAUAAAAAUAAAUAAAUAAAAAUACAAAAAUAAAAUAAAAUAAAAUAAAAUAAAAUAAAAUAAAAUAAAAUAAAAUAAAAUAAAAUAAAAUAAAAUAAAUGUGAUGGUGAAGUUAGCUUUUGGAAGUGUUUACCCGAGAACAUACAGUAUUUUUUUUUUUUCCAAACUUGUGCUACUAAUAAACGCACUAAACAGUCUGUUGUGAUACUCUGGUCUAUCUGUAUAUUUGUAUCCUUUCAAU